Molecule: messenger RNA, 1516 nt
Organism: Acipenser ruthenus (sterlet)
Lineage: Eukaryota; Metazoa; Chordata; Actinopteri; Acipenseriformes; Acipenseridae
Product: adhesion G-protein coupled receptor G7-like
Exons: 7
Coding region: 26-988 (320 amino acids)
Source: RefSeq, a predicted model, not a curated record
GGAGACAAUUUCAACAGUACUCAACAUGUCUGUGGUUGUCUGUAGCAGGACAUUGUUCAUUGGUGGAUCUUUUGGAAUUAUAACUGUGGCUCUUUGGGGUGCUUGUAUUUGGCAGCUAUUAGUCAGGUUUAAGCCAGACUCGUCCUUUACUCCCACUUCCCCCUCUCCUUUUCCGACCCCGACCCCAACCCCGACCCCGACCCCCUGCCCCUGUUUGAAUAAUGGAACGUGCCAGAAUGGGGUCUGCAUUUGUCCAAAUGAGUGGUAUGGAGAUCUGUGCCAGAAAGCAUACUUCUGUGAGAGCAGCACGUACAACUCCACCACCACUGUGCUCCUCAGCUUCAACAGGAUCCUAAUUGGCUUUUCUGGCUACUCCAAUGAGAAGUGUGAGCAAGAAACUGCCAAUGUUGGUAUUCCUAAGGCAGCACGAAGCUGUUCAGAAAAUGGGACUGGAGACCCUGUUUUGAGUUUACCAAAUUAUGUGAACUGCAACCAGAACCUGAUAAAUCUUGCAGAGCAGAUCACGGACAAUGUGACAGAAGAAAGGCUACUGGAGAUCGCAAAAGAGUCUCAGAUUCUGACCUCACAGCCAGAAAAACUGACAGCUGAUAACAUCACCAGCGCUGCUGAGAUAGUUAGCAAGAUCCUCACUACAACAGCUAACGUCACUGAGCAAGCCGCAGUUGUAGCAGUAACUACUGUCAGUCAACUACUGGAUGCGAGGGAUGCUGAGUUCAGCACGGACAACAACAUAAAUAACGUUACACAAAGUCUGACAAAGAGCCUGGAGGCGCUCUCCCUGGAUAAAGGCAGUAAUGAAACGCAGGUGGUUCAGCCAAACCUGGCAGUGCAGUCCGUCAGAGUGGAUUCUGGGUCGACUAAGGGAGUUCAGUUCACCGCUACCAGAGGCAGGUUUGAUCAUUUACACCUCUCCAAUCCAGUUGUACUGGUCUUGACCCUUGCAGCUUUGAGCAGUGUGAAACCAUAGCUUGUGUCCAGGCUGAAGUCAGAUAUCCUGUCCUUUGCAACCUAGUCAGCUAAACUAUUGAUUAUGUUUGAUUGGAAUUCCCCAUUGUCAUCUUCAGUGGCUAGACUUCUUAGUGGGAAUAAAAUAAAAAUGAUGAUCUGUGCAUUAUGGCUUUUUUUACCUGCACAACUAUGAAUUAUUGGUUAUUAAAAAAAAAAAAAAUUCUGUCAUCUCUAAUGUUAACAAAGCAGAUGGGAACUUGAGAAAGCUCUUUCACCAAAUGAUUUGUGUGUGGUGGUAUAGUAUAUUGAGAAUGUCGAGGUUUUCCUUGAAGCAGGCUGUGAAGCCACCGGCAAUGUAUAUAGUCUUACUCUUUUGUUUAAAGUUGGUAUUUCUGUAUGAAAUGAUUUAGGUUAAAAAAACAAACGUUGAAACUGUCUGUCUUGUUUGGAGUUUCUAAGUUCCACUCCAUCUAACAGGCUCUAACAAUACGUUGGUCUCCAGACACAUAACCCUAAACCGCAACGCUUCCCAGCUGACAGUCGAAGA